Messenger RNA from Perca flavescens (yellow perch), 2058 nucleotides. It is a transcript of the gene sparcl1, whose product is annotated as SPARC-like 1. NCBI's taxonomy places the organism in Eukaryota, Metazoa, Chordata, Actinopteri, Perciformes, Percidae. Gene Ontology annotation, molecular function: protein binding; extracellular matrix binding; collagen binding. Bases 1 to 2016 code for a protein of 671 amino acids. The transcript has 10 exons. The record is from RefSeq and is a predicted model, not a curated record. Gene Ontology annotation, biological process: anatomical structure development.
AUGAGGACCUGCUUGGUAUUCAUUUGCUCACUGGCAGCAACAUUUUCCCUGUCUGUAAACAGUAAACCUCAUGGAAAACAUCAUGGAUUGCACAAGACUUCACAUACAGCCAAAGAAAAGGACAUUAUCACAGUGGAGGCCAACGAGCCACAGCUCUUACCCACUUUAGUCACGUUUGAGGCCAGCAGCCAGGAGCAGGAAGAUGAGGAACUGAGUUCCCAAGACAAUGCUAAUGCCAACAAGGAGGAGGGAGAGUUUGAGGUGACUGAAAGGAGCGACAAAACUACUGCAGUCCUGCUGAGUGAGGAGGAGUUGGUCAACCUCCUGAAGAAAGAAGCUGAAGAAGAGCAGGAAGCAGAAGAAAGAGUGCUAGAGGAAGAAGAAGCUGAGACGGACAAAGGCAGGCUGGAGUCUGGUGAGGCUGUGGAGACCAUUGAGGAUGAGGAAGACAACUUGCAUGACAAACAAGAAAUGCGAGAAGACAAUAAAGACGUGACAGAUGAGGAAGAAGAAGAAGUAAAGGAAGAGAGUGUGGGAGAUGCUGAAAUGCUGGAGAAAGAAGAGGUGGAGAUUGAAAACAUGUCACCCAAGGAAAAGGACGAAAAGUCUGAGCAAGGGGAAUUGCUGGAGGAAACAGAUGGUAGCACAGAGUCAGAGAUCCCAGUUGAUCUGGACUAUGCUGCUGAUAGUGGCAUCUUACAACCUCUACAGAUUGCAUCCGCUAAAUUAAAACCCCACACUGAUGACACCCAGCUUUCUUCAAACACAGAUGUUAAAGAGAAGGAAACCGGUGAGAAAGGACUGCCCACCAUUGAUGAUGUCUAUAUACGAGACGUACAAAACACUGAGGCGUUGGACAGUGAGGAAGUGUCUGAUCAGGACAAAGAUCUCAGAUCAAAAGACGUCGAUGAGAAAGAACCUGUAGCAAAUGUGGAGCCUGAAGAACCAAAGAGCAAUACAGCGUUUGAAUUGCGGUCUCAAAUGGCUGGAAAGGAGGAAGAGAAAAAUAAGAAUGACAGCAGAGGUCACACCAAGGGAAAGACAAGGAAGCAGAAGAAGAACAAGAGGGCAAGGAAGCACUCCCCACAGAGAGAGGAAACACAGUCUGGACAGGAAGAAAGCCAACAGGAUCCUGAGGCAUCUGACAGCAGCAUUGACAAUACAGCCCAAAAGGCAAAGAGGAGAAGGGCAGGAAAAUGGGGUCCUUUAGUGGGAAUGAAUCCAGUGCAGAUAAGAGCCACAGUGGAUCUCUACCCCAGUUCCAGACCCUCUCUUAGUGGAGGCAUGCAUCGCCCAGAAGCCCCUGCUGAUCCAUGUGACAACUUUCCUUGCAAACGUGGAAAGACGUGUAAACUUGAUACGGGCAAUAAGCCAGGCUGUGUGUGUCAAGAGCCAACAGAAUGUCCUCCUAGUGUGAAUGAGUUUGAUCAUGUUUGUGGGACAAACAACAAAACAUAUGAUACGUCAUGUGAACUCUUUGCUACGAAAUGCAACCUGGAGGGAACUAAGAGAGGACACAGACUUCAUCUGGACUACACUGGGCCAUGCAAAUUAAUACCUCCAUGUGUGGACACUGAGCUGGUCCAGUUCCCUCUACGCAUGAGGGAUUGGCUGAAAAAUGUGCUGCUGCAGCUCUAUGAUCAUGACUCCAUGUCUCCUGGCUUCCUCACUCCUAAACAGCGUUUUAGAGUGAAGAAAAUCUUUGAGAGUGAGCGGCGUCUUCAUGCUGGUGAUCACUCCGUUGAGCUGCUUGCGCAGGACUUUGAGAAGAACUACAACAUGUACAUCUACCCAGUGCACUGGCAGUUUGCACAACUGGACCAACACCCUUCUGACAGAGUUUUGUCCCACUCAGAGCUGGCCCCACUUCGAGUCCCUCUGGUGCCAAUGGAGCACUGCACCUCCCGCUUCUUCCAAGAGUGCGACGCUGACAAGGACAAGCAGGUGUCCUUUAAAGAGUGGACUUCCUGUUUUGGUAUCAAUAAUGAUGAUAUGGAUGUCAACCUGCUAUUCUGAGCUUCACUUUGUCAUUCUUCUAAGCUUGUGAAGCUGCUCCGA